This is a messenger RNA of Ceratina calcarata, 2578 nucleotides long. It is a transcript of the gene TBPH, whose product is annotated as TAR DNA-binding protein-43 homolog. Bases 383 to 1792 code for a protein of 469 amino acids. Gene Ontology annotation, biological process: regulation of gene expression. The transcript is spliced from 4 exons. Gene Ontology annotation, cellular component: chromatin; nucleoplasm. Gene Ontology annotation, molecular function: RNA binding. Lineage: Eukaryota; Metazoa; Arthropoda; Insecta; Hymenoptera; Apidae. The record is from RefSeq and is a predicted model, not a curated record.
UCCGAGGAAAUACGAUGGUACACGAUACGCUCAACGAGAUCGUCGCCUCGAGGCGUUGAAUAAAAAUUGCGAUUUAUCAAUGGUCCAGCAAAGCGAGACAACGCAUUCAAAGCAUCGCGGCAUCUGUAAAUCGUUUGAAAAUGUUUGGAAUUUUCCAGACCCAUUGAACUUCCGGGAUGCGGGCCAGUUGGCAGCAUUGCCGCUAGAGAGCCUCGAGGAGAUCAGGAGGGCAGAGAGAAAGAGGUGCAGUGUUGCGUGACUGACUGCGAGAUCGAGCGUGUGUGUUUGUUGUGUUGUACGAAACUUUUGUCCUCGUUUUUGGGAAGAAAGAGUUCGGUUUUAUAUUUGAGAGGAGACGCUGCACGUUUGGAAGAAGAGAAUCAUGUCGUCGUACAUCCAGGUUGCCGAGGAUGAGGGCGACGAGCCGAUCGAAUUGCCGACCGAGGACGAUAGCACGCUCUUAUUGACUACCGUAACCGCCCAGUUUCCCGGAACGUGCGGCCUCAAAUAUCGAAAUCCUGAGUCUCGGACGAUGCGUGGCAUACGUCUCGUUGACGGACGGCUUCAUCCACCCGAAAAUGGAUGGGGCAAGGCGAUUUACUUUUGUGUCUUUCCAAAAGAGAACAAACGUAAAUCUGAUGACAAUUUGGAAAAUUCCACAGCUAAGACUAAAAGAAUGGAAACAAAGUUGCGUUGCACAGACUUGAUCGUACUUGGUUUACCAUGGAAAACAACCGAGCAGAACUUGCGAGAGUAUUUCGAAACGUUCGGCGAAGUACUUAUGGCACAGGUUAAGAAAGAUGCGAAAUCUGGACAGAGCAAAGGGUUCGGCUUUAUUAGAUUUGGAAGUUACGAAUCGCAAUUGAGAUGUCUUGCUCAGCGACACAUGAUUGAUGGUCGAUGGUGCGACGUCAAGGUUCCCAACAGUAAGAAUAUUGAUGGCUUAAUGAUGGCUCGUCAGUAUGAUACGAGCAAGCACAAUGAAUGCUACCGCCCUAUACCGGUUCACACGCCGAAUAGUCGACGGGUACCUGGGGCGAAACCGUAUAUCAACUUAAACACGUCCGAAGCAGCUAACACGCCUAGGUACGAUUCGGAGUACGAUUACAAAACCACCCACUACCCGUCGUACCCUCCUAAUUAUCCGUACGACGAUAACAAUAAGUACAAGUACGACGGCCAGGCGUACAACAACGCGUACGAGAAACCGGCCGCCGGUUACCCGUCCUACGAGGAUCCCGGGUACGACGCGCGCAAUUACAUGGCUCAGCACGCGACCGCUCCACCACCGAAUCCGACCGCCGCAUAUCCGUCCGACCCAGAAUACGCAAGAUACAACUACGAAGGACGCCCCGCCGUGUACCCGGUGAUGGAGAAUCCGGACUACACGGAGAAAGCCAGAUACAAUUACGGUUACGAUCGUAACUAUUACGAGGCGGACGGUCGUUACGCGUCCCCGGACUGUAGGUACGCGCUGGACGUCCGAUAUCCGGACACCAGACACGCGGACAAUCGGAUACCGGCCGACAGUAGAGAGGCCGGCGAGUGUCGAUAUCCGGUGGACAAUCGCGACAUGGAGAGGAGGUACGCGGUGGACGGUAACAGAGAUCCGGACGGUAGAUAUGCGGUGGAGAAUAGAGAAGUGGACGCCAGGUAUCCGGCCGACGGAAAGGAAGUCGACGCCAGGUUCGCGGACACGUCAAGAUACCCGGCUAAAGAGAAUUAUUACGAUCGUUAUUACAAGCACCGUCCAUCGAGGGAUCACCACGUCUCGGACACGUCAAGAUACUGAUGAGUCUUGUUACUAUCGUUCAAUAUCACACCGUCACGAUUCAACGGGAAUGCGAAUUUUCUUUUUAUUUCUUUUAUUUUUUCCCUCUCGUUUCUGUUCUGUCGUUGGCUGCAUCGAUCGAUGAUCUUGCAAAUAAAUUUUGUACAUAUUUCGUUCUCCGCUUGUUCGCCGGGCGUGGAUACAACGGAGACACGACGAAUGUAUUCCCAUUGAUUCGCGAUCUCUGUUGCAAAAUAGUAAGACAAAAAAAGAAAAAAUUACGUUGUCUAAUAAUUAGCAUAGCUUCGAAAUAACUGUCUACAUCUUAUCAUCUAUUAUUGUGCUUAUUCAAUUUAAGAUAAUUGUAAUAUACGUAAUAUGGCAUGAAAUUUUACAUCGAACACACGUACACCCAUACACAACACACGUACACACACAUUUGAGAAAGACGACAUUGUACAGAAUUUUGUGCAUGGAUUUUAAAGAGGCCGUAGUGCUUAAGUGUUAUUAUACAUAUUCGUAAAAAAAGAAGUGUACGUUGAUUAGGCGAAACCUCUUUUCCGAGAUCGAUAAUAUAGACAUGUGUAUCAAAAAGAUUUUCUAUAAAACUUGACGUCGGUGCAAAGACGAAUAUCUUUUGCUCUAUAUGCUUCCGGUUUGACCGUUUAAAGCUCGGCUCGAUUCUCAAACGAUUUUGAAUGCACCAAACGUAUGCGCUGUACGCAAGUUUUAAUGGAUAAAAGAGAAACAUAAAAAAAAAACCAUUGUGAAAACCUGUUGUACACGAUUGAUUGAUUGUGCGUUUGU